UCUCAUCCAAAACAACUCCUCCCAGUCGCAGCACUGCCGUUUAUUAGGCACCAGGAUUUGGUGAUUCCCGAUUGCCUACUUUAUUUUGUCCUCUUAAUUUCAAGCAUCUAAUACCCAGAGCCCACUUCGUCAACUUCAGCCGUGCUAAAACAGAGUGGCCAACACGGCUUCUCUAUAUAACCUCAGUUCCCGAAGUUGUUCACACUCCAUUGGUGCCAAGAAGAAGCAAGAGAUAACCUUGAACCAUUCGUCGAUUGAUCGAACAAGAAUGGCAUCGAAGAGAAUCAUCAAGGAGCUCAAGGACCUGCAGAGAGACCCACCAACUUCUUGCAGUGCAGGUCCUGUGGCUGAUGAUAUGUUCCAGUGGCAAGCUACCAUCAUGGGGCCUAUUGACAGUCCGUAUGCCGGGGGUGUUUUCCUCUUGAGCAUCCAAUUCCCACCAGAUUAUCCAUUCAAACCUCCAAAGGUAGCAUUUAGGACCAAGGUCUUUCAUCCAAACAUCAACAGCAACGGUAACAUCUGUUUGGAUAUACUCAAGGAUCAAUGGAGCCCGGCCCUAACCAUAUCAAAGGUUUUGCUAUCCAUAUGUUCGUUACUGACAGACCCAAAUCCUGAUGAUCCGUUGGUCCCGGAGAUCGCUCACAUGUGCAAGACUGACCGAUUACGAUACGAGACCACAGCUCGAAGCUGGACCCAAAAGUAUGCCAUGUGUUGAGCCUGAGAGUUUCUCUACUAGUGAAAUGAUUUCAUCCGGCAUUGCUACCAUGUGUCCUUAAAUAAGUAGCAGUGAUGCCACUGGAGAGAUGGACUCCCUCUAAUGAUGUUUGGUAUAACAAUUUUCACUCUUGUAUGGUGUAAUAAGAUGGAGAUAUUUUUAAGUUGAUUCUGACAAUUAUGAAAUGUUUUUGAGUAU
This is a messenger RNA of Elaeis guineensis (African oil palm), 913 nucleotides long. RefSeq names its product ubiquitin-conjugating enzyme E2-17 kDa. Lineage: Eukaryota; Viridiplantae; Streptophyta; Magnoliopsida; Arecales; Arecaceae. The record is from RefSeq and is a predicted model, not a curated record.